Coniophora puteana RWD-64-598 SS2 is the source of this 1492-nucleotide messenger RNA. Its product is annotated as FAD/NAD(P)-binding domain-containing protein. Gene Ontology annotation, biological process: secondary metabolite biosynthetic process. Gene Ontology annotation, molecular function: FAD binding. The transcript is spliced from 7 exons. NCBI's taxonomy places the organism in Eukaryota, Fungi, Basidiomycota, Agaricomycetes, Boletales, Coniophoraceae. The record is from RefSeq and is a predicted model, not a curated record. The coding region runs from base 1 to 1311 and encodes 436 amino acids.
AUGACGAGUGUCCAAGAGCCUCGUCUGCGAAUCGCUAUAUGCGGUGGCGGCAUCUCAGGUCUCGCUCUUGCUGUCGCCCUGAGUCAGGUGCCAGACGUGAAUGUUCAGCUGUAUGAAUCUGCAGGGCGCUUCCGGGAGAUAGGAGCAGGCGUCAUGAUAUGGUUCAGGACCUGGCGCAUUCUGGAGCUGCUCGGCGUCGCGGAGGACUUUGCGAAAGUUGCUAAUGCGCCUCCUACUGAAGAACGUGGGAUAGGUUUUGACUAUCGUCGGUCGGACAUGGCUGGAGAAGGUUUUCGGUUCGGGUUGUUCGAACUUCCCUACGGAUGCAUCCGCUUUCACCGUGCCCACUUCCUCGGUGCCUUCAUUGCCAACCUUCCGUCUAACAUAGCCCAUUUCGGCAAACGUCUCGCCUCGUAUGAUGACUCUGCAUCAGGGCCAGUAUCCCUUCACUUUGGUGAUGGAACGAGUGCAGAAUGCGACCUCCUAGUAGGCUGUGAUGGUAUCAAGUCCAGCAUACGUACUGCGAUGCUGCACGCAAUCGCUCGCGAAACUGGCAAUGCAGAAGUAAAAUCUCUAGGUGUUCCUUACUGGAGUGGUAUAAUCGCGUACAGAGGUCUUAUCCCAACCGACAAACUGGUCAAGGACGGCAAGGAGCAUCCAGCGAUUGCUACGCCAAUAAUGUACUGCGGGAAGAGCAAGCACGUCGUUGGUUACGGAAUAUCGCGCGGCACGGUGGUCAACGUCAUCACCAUGAAUUCCCAUCUUGACAAAGAAGGCACACCCUACAGCGAAGAAUGGGUGACUGAGUGCUCGACAGAAGAGCUUCUUGACUGUUAUGCCGGGUGGGAAGACGAAGUCACAGAUCUGCUUCGACAUAUCGAGCAACCGACCAAAUGGGGGCUUCACUCUAUCAAACCGCUCCCUACGUACGUUCAUGGGUCCGUAGCGCUCGUAGGGGACUCUGCACAUGCGAUGCUUCCUCACCAAGGUGCAGGCUCGGGACAGGCCAUUGAGGAUGCAUACGUCCUAUCUCGCAUCCUCUCCGAUCCAAUAGUCACAAAGAGCAGCCUCUCACACGCGCUCGCAGCAUACGAUGCCGUCCGCCGGCCCAAAGCGAACGCGAUUCUCGUCGGGUCGCGCAAGUCUGGUCAAAUGUAUGAGUUCGACGACGAAGCCCUUGGAGAGCGAUACGAGGAUCUGGGCCCGGCGAUCGUACACAUGUGGGACUGGCUUUGGGAGGAAGACCCAGAGGCGGAUGCUCGAGAAGCGCUGGAUAAGAUGCAUGCUGCGAUACGAGAUGGUCUUUCGUGAUCUGGUUGGUGAUGCACUGCGAUCUUGAACUGACAUGGGGACGGUAUGCAGUGUAUUACUACAUUCUCAACCUUCCAAGGAUCGUGGCAGGACUUCGCAUUGCAUCUCCUUGCGCUACAGCUGGCAGGUCUCAAUGUUACAGUGUACUUUUGAUCACUAGUUGUAUCAAGGUUUGCUUUAC